This is a messenger RNA of Monodelphis domestica (gray short-tailed opossum), 2244 nucleotides long. The record is from RefSeq and is a predicted model, not a curated record. NCBI's taxonomy places the organism in Eukaryota, Metazoa, Chordata, Mammalia, Didelphimorphia, Didelphidae.
AUGUGCCAGGCUCAGAGCAUGCAACACAGGCAGCAGGAAAGCAGCCAGAGAGAGAUCGAAGAGCUGGCAGCCUGGGCAGCUGGGUCCUUUCAUUUGGCUCCACACUUACAAGAGAAGUUCUACUGGGGCCACAAGGAGAUCCUGAUCCCUGUUUUUAAGAAUAUGGCAGAUGCAAUGAAGAAGUACCCUGAGGUUGAUGUGCUUGCUUCUAUCUGCUUUGCCCAAGACAGCAUGACUGAGAUUAUGAAUUAUACAUAGAUUAGUAUAAUUACCUUCAUUGCUAAAGGUAUCACUGAAGAACUCACCAGGAAACUGAUUAAAAAGGCAGAUGAGAAGAGAGUGACCAUCAUAGGACCUGCUACUAUUGAAGAGAUCAAGCCUGGGAACUGUAAAAAUAGGAACACAGUUUGUGGAAUUCAAACCUCUACCAUUGUCUGCAGUAUCUAUCAGUCUGGCAACGUGGCCUAUGUUUACCACUCUGGGGACAUGUCCAAAGAGCCCAUCAAUAUCAUCUUGAAGAUCACAGAUGUUUAUUAGGCUGUGGAUAGAUUUCUAGGCUCAUUAUUCAAGGACCAUGUAUUUCAUAAUCAAGAGACUCUAGGAGUGAAGAUGAUUGUGGUACUUGUGGAGAUCAGAGCCACUGAGGAGUAUAAGAACUGUCACAGCAUCAAAAGAAGACUGGAACACAAAGUCUGUUUGUUGUCUACUGGUAUAUUUGUAUGUGUUACCAUUUUCUUUUUUGUGGUACAAUUUGACAACAGAGGUGCUUUUGCCAAUCACACCUCAGAAAUAGCAGUGGCAAAGAACCAGGCCUUGAAGGAGACAGGAGUCUUUGUUGCCUAGAGCUUUGAUGGACUAGGCAAAAUCAUUCAGAUGUACAGAAAUCUUGUUUCCAAAGGGGUCACUGUACCUGUUCAACAGGUCCUAUCACCCACUGUGCUGAUAAAUUAUUUCUGGCCUGGAAUGCAGAAACUUCCUUCCUUCAUGACAAGCAUUUGUGAUGAUGUAGGCAAGAAAUCACUACACAAGAAUGCCUUGUGUCUCCAAGUUUUCAAGGAGGAGAUGAGCAUUGAAAGGGUCCUGGCACUGCUGUGGUUCCAAUAUUUGUUAACUAGAUAGUUUUGUCAGUUCAUUGAGAUGUGCCUGAUGGUGGCAGUUGAUUAUAGACCUGCUGUCUCAGGGGCCCACAGUACUGUAAUCUGUACCUAAACUGAGGAAGACCUAGUCUUUAGCCUUACAUCAAAGCUGUUCACAGUCAGAGAUUGAUUGGGGUGUGCUUUAGAAUUUUGCAAAGUCUUUGGUGGCAUCAUCUCCAUGGAGUUGGUGAAUAAGAUGAACAAAGAUGGGAACAUGAUCACGGUAUUGCUCACAGAGCUUUCAAUAAACAAUUCAGAUAUGAGGCUUCAGGUUACGUAAAAAAAAUAUUUCCCUGACAGUAUCCUUCUGGAUUACUCACUCAAGGAUGAGAAUAUCAUCACCUCCAAGAAACACAAGCUUACCCUAAAUAUAGGUGGGGUUUGAGCUGCAUUUGUGGAUAUGCUUAGGAAUUGUGGCUUUUCUACCAGGGAAGAAGCUGAUGAAUAUUUUGCUUUCAAUAUAUUUUGCUUCAAUGGUCGAUGUUUUCUUUAGCUUACUCAUCUUUUCAGACUUAAUUCUUGAAUUGGAGCUUUGUUUUUGAGACAAGUUCCAACUCCUGCUAUACAUUUGAAUGGAGUGUUUUCUGGGUCCUCUGGAUUUUUGCACUAUCUCCUCCUCAAGGGAUUAGUCCUACCCUCUGGCUCUCUCUACACUCCUAGAACAAGUCUUGAGGAGUCUUGGAACCCUAUGCUAUCUAAGUCAGACCUGAACUUACCCUGAUUUAUGUCUUGUUCCCCCAAGUCACUCAUGUUUCUUGGGACUUUCAAAGGCUCAUCUGUUAUUGUACAAUUACCCUGUAUAUUUCUCAGGUCAUUCUUCCACUUUUAUUGACUCUAAACAAAGCCCUGAAGACCACAACUAUCUAUGGUUCUUCUCUGGCUAUACUGGGAGGCUAUGAGAGAAUUAUUUUUCCAUUAUUGAAAACACAAGUGCAAUAUUAGCUCCACUACAUAUCUGUGUUGCUCCAUUUGAUAACAUAACAGUACCUAGAAGCCAGACUCAGCUGAUCUAAUAAUGCUUCCUAUUAAUUUACUAGUUUACAAGUAUAAUCAGCAGUCCCUAAAAUGUCAUCUUGAAGUUGAAGACUACAUACUGAUAUAAUUUUUU